UUUCGACCACUUUGGUCUCUGACUUUGGUUAAAGGGUGCAUGCGCGUGGACGGCGCGCGCAAUACUCACAUGAUAUUUCCCAGCAUUCUCUGGGGCGCGCUCGCGCUGUCGGAAACAAACAAACGAAGGCGCACAUCAAGGAAGACGCCGAUAUGAAUUGCAAGACUGUGUUUGCAGCCCUGGAGAAGGUGUGUGAAGAUAAUAUUUCUGCUUUGUGCGGGCCAUCCAGUUUACCAUACGGCGAUGUUACCAAGCGCUUGGUCACAUGUAUGGAACAGAUUCAACAGCAUGGCCGAGCCCUGGAGCCUGUGGUCACCAGCUUGACUACCGUCUACCAUCAUUACGACUUUGACGCAGAAACACCAGGAAAUGGAUACCGCUCUCUGGUCAAGGUCUUGGAGUCUUGUCUUUUGCACAUUAUUCACAAGGGACGUUACGUUGCCUCCAAUUUCCGCAAAGCCUUCUUCAGGGCAGACCACAAUGCCUCUGAGAUGGAGGCCUACUGCAGCGCCCUGUGCCAGCUGCGCGCCCUGAUCCAUCUCGCCCACCAGCUCAUGAGCAACAACGCAUCAAGCCAGCUGUGCUGCCUGCAGGAACCUGAACUGAGCCACAGGUUUGUGCAAGAGUACAGCUCCAUGCACAAAGCCUGUUUCUACGGUCGCUGUCUUGGCUUUCAGUACUCACCAAGUCUUCGUCCGUUCCUCCAGACUAUCAUUAUAAGCAUGGUUUCGUAUGGAGAGACGUAUGGUAAACAGCAGUCUGGUUUGGGCACAGCAGCCCUUUCCCUCUUAACAUCAGGGAAGUACGUCAUUGAUCCAGAGUUGCGUGGGACUGAGUUUGAACGCAUUACCCAGAACCUGGACUUGCAGUUCUGGAAGUCCUUCUGGAAUCUGACGGAGUCUGGUCUUAUAUCAGGCUUCAGCAGGAUAACCUCGAACACUGUGCAGGUGAACAUCACCCUGACUGUCCCGCCUGUAGCUCUGUGCCUUCCGCUGGCUUCAGACCCCAGUCUGUCUGCCACCGUGUCACCUCCACUAGCCCACUGUGGCCCCGGGGCGGUCCACCUGCGUCUGAUCUCCUAUGACCUUCGAGAAGGACAGGACAGCGAAGAGCUGCUAGCUUUCUCUCGGACUGAUCCGCCCCCCAUCUCUUUGUCUCGCGUCCCAUGGGUCCAGAGGCAGCCUCUGUCCCCUUUGCUGCUCAUCCACUUCCAUGGAGGGGGGUUUGUGGCACAGACUUCCAAAUCCCAUGAGAAUUAUCUUCGAAGCUGGUCCAAAGAGCUGAAUGUCCCAAUCCUGUCCGUGGAUUACUCUCUGUCACCCGAAGCGCCGUUUCCCAGAGCACUGGAGGAAUGUUUCUAUGCCUACUGCUGGGCCCUGAAGAACUGUCACUUGCUGGGCUCCACAGCAGAGCGAGUCUGUCUGGCUGGAGACAGCGCUGGAGGGAACCUCUGCAUCACAGUGUCCAUGAAGGCCAUGACCUGUGGCAUCCGGGUCCCUGAUGGUAUCAUGGCAGCUUACCCAGCUAUCUUACUCACCACUGAUGCCUCACCUUCCCGUCUGCUGACACUCAUUGACCCAAUAUUACCGCUUGGUGUUCUUACAAAGUGUCUCAACGCUUAUGCAGGUACAGAGUACCAGACAGUGCAGCCUGUAGUCAGCAGGAACAGUCUCCGUGCUCUGCGCAGAGACACUGCCGUGCUACUUAGUGGUCUCACCCAGGGAGCGUCCAACUGGAUCCAGUCCUUUCUGGAACCCAUGCAAGCUACAUGUAGUACAAUCUCAACCCCACCUUUGCAACAAACAUCCCAGAGUCUGAGCAGCGACUCCCACAAGAGGCUCAACCAUGCCUCCCAAGCAGAAAACUUAGAAAGACCUGUGGAUUACCCAGAAGGCUUUGAGCCUCUGCGCUCCAAGUGCCUGGCGUAUGUUGACCCGACUACCUGCCCCAUUGUCAGAAACCCAUUUAUGUCGCCUCUGCUGGCUCCAAAUAACCUGCUGAGAGGCCUGCCGCCUGUGCACAUAGUGGCCUCGGCUCUGGAUGCCUUACUGGAUGACUCUGUGAUGUUCGCCAAAAAGCUGCGGGACAUGGGUCAGCCUGUGUCUCUCACUGUGGUGGAGGACCUCCCACAUGGUUUCCUCAGCCUAUCAAUGCUCUGCAAGGAGACGGAGGAGGCUACAGCAGUCUGCAUUGAGCGAAUGAGCGAAAUCUUCCAGAAACCGAACCCAAGUGCUUCUUCACGACCAAAUGUAGAUGGAACAUACCUUAGUGCUUGUUCCUCAGGAUGACCUACGAGACUUUAUGUUGG
This is a messenger RNA of Thalassophryne amazonica, 2308 nucleotides long. RefSeq names its product lipase, hormone-sensitive a (gene lipea). Gene Ontology annotation, biological process: cholesterol metabolic process; triglyceride catabolic process. Lineage: Eukaryota; Metazoa; Chordata; Actinopteri; Batrachoidiformes; Batrachoididae. Gene Ontology annotation, molecular function: sterol ester esterase activity; triacylglycerol lipase activity. The transcript has 11 exons. Bases 153 to 2288 code for a protein of 711 amino acids. The record is from RefSeq and is a predicted model, not a curated record. Gene Ontology annotation, cellular component: cytosol.